GGGCUUCAGAGAAGUGCAUCUCCUAAUCAGGUCACAUUUCAGUGGGGAUCCAACCAUCCAUCUCUCCUCAAGUCAGGAGAUCAGAGAGGGGAGAAGACAAAUAAUUGCUCUGCAGCAAGCAAGGGGGCGAGGAAAGCGCCACAUCAAAAGAUGAGAGCCCCAGGCUGUUGUCUGGUGCCGCUGCUGCUGGCCAUCGCUUUGGCGGAAGGGGACGGCAAAGGGGGCAAAGAAGGCGAAAACCCCGGCAAUUUUAUGGAGGACGAGCAAUGGCUGUCUUCCAUUUCCCAGUACAGCGGCAAGAUCAAACACUGGAACCGCUUCCGAGACGAUGACUACAUCAAGAGCUGGGAGGAUAAUCAGCCGGUUGAUGAAGGCUUAGACACCACCAAAGAUCCCUGCCAGAAAGUUAAAUGCAGCCGGCACAAGGUGUGCAUUGCCCAGGGCUACCAGCGGGCCAUGUGUAUUAGCCGCAAGAAACUGGAGCACAGAAUCAAGCAGCCUGCCCUGAAACUCCAUGGAAACAAGGAGAGCUUUUGCAAGCCUUGUCACAUGACCCAGCUUGCAUCUGUCUGUGGCUCUGAUGGACACACUUACAGCUCUGUGUGUAAAUUGGAGCAGCAAGCCUGCCUGACCAGCAAGCAGCUGACCGUCAAGUGUGAGGGGCAGUGCCCGUGUGCAACUGAGCAUAGUCCGACCUCGGCCACAGACAUCAAACAAGAGACCUGUACUGGGCAAGACUUGGCAGACUUGGGGGACCGGCUGCGGGAUUGGUUCCAGCUCUUGCACGAGAACGCCAAACAGAACAGCUCUGGAAAUGCCGGGACCAGUCCAGUAAAUGUGCUGGACAAGAGCCUGGUGGCCAGUUGCAAAGACUCCAUUGGUUGGAUGUUUUCCAAGCUGGACACAAACAGUGACCUUUUCCUGGACCAGACAGAGCUGGCAGCCAUCAACCUGGACAAGUACGAGAUUUGCAUCCGGCCUUUCUUCAACUCCUGCGACACCUAUAAGGAUGGGCGUGUCUCCACUGCAGAGUGGUGCUUCUGCUUCUGGAGAGAAAAACCUCCGUGUCUUGUGGAGCUGGAAAGGAUCCAGAUCCAGGAAGCAGCAAAAAAGAAACCUGGGGUCUUCAUUCCCAGCUGUGAUGAGGAUGGGUACUACCGAAAGAUGCAGUGUGACCCAAGCAGUGGGGAGUGUUGGUGUGUUGACCAUCUUGGCAUGGAGCUAACAGGAACAAGAAUGCAUGGGAAUCCAGACUGUGACGACAUUGUCGGGUUCUCUGGGGACUUUGGGAGCGGCGUUGGCUGGGAAGACGAGGAAGAGAAAGAGACUGAGGAGGCCGGCGAGGAGGCCGAAGAGGAGGAGGGAGAGGCAGGAGAGGCAGACGACGGAGGCUACAUCUGGUAGACACACCUAAGAGCACAGUUUGGUCAGGAUGCUGGCUGUAGGGCUGGGAGACAGCAGGCAACACUCGAAGGAGAGGAACAGCUUAACAAGAUGAUCAGGAAACACAGUUGAAUGUAACUAACUAUGGCAGAACAUGUGUGAAUGUGUGUGCGCAUGUGCGUGUGUGUGAGCUCACCUGGGUGAGUCGAUUCUCUUUACAUGCCUGUGGGGAUGAUCUGCUUUCUCCCAGCUUAGCAGAGAUCAAAGCUGUAGCAAAACAAACUGUGGCGGCGGGCGGGGGGGAGUACUCUGCACUCUAGGUUCAGGUGUGUGUGUGUGUUUUGUUUUAUUUUUAAAUUGUCGGUGUCACCUUUCAGCUCCUAGCCAUAUCUGCAAGGUGUCAGAAAUGCAUAUACCUGCCCCCUCUUCAUAGCAAUAGCUGUGGUACCCAGCAACAUCCUCCAGUAACUGCUGCACUGUUAGAUGAACACCCUGGUGCAGCAAAUUGCCACUGGCAUUUUGCAGUCACACUCUGUACAGACAGCCAGGGGAGCUGCUGAGCGUUCCCGUGUCUCCAUUACAGCAGAGAGAGCGAGGGUGGACACCAAGACGAGGGGCUAGGAGCAGCUCCUCCUAAAUGACAAUUCAAGGACCACGGCAGGCUAAGCCAGGCAGCAUAUUGCUGGUACAGAAUGCAGCUCAGCAGCUAACACAUCAACGAUCAUUUCAGAGGCAUCGAAGGAUGUGCAAGACCUUGCCUUCCUGGAAUAUCCUCUUUUGGCAGACGGGGUAUUGCAGUGCUUAGUUAACAGCUGACUUGUGCUCACCUCUGAUGGACUCAAGCCUGCCUAUUAGAGGGCUCUUAGGAAGGGACUUUUGAACUUGUCAUCUCUCAAAAUUAUCUCUGGUUGCUUUUCAUGUAAUGGAUGUGCCAGUUAGGCCUGUGGAACAAAGCAUUUCCUAGUUGCCUCGAAAUGCCCUGAUGGGGAGACCGAGGAAUUCUGCUAUAGAGCUGGCUGAGAAUGUUAGUUAAAAGAAGGAGGAAUAAGACUAUUGACUAAGACAAAGAGGCAGGGGAGCUGAAGGCCUAGGCAGCCCCACAGUUUCCCCAAACUGAAAAAGAAACCAUCACCCAUCUGACAGUGAAACAGCCGUCCCAACAGCUCUGCUUCUAAAUGAUCCCAGAUUGUAUUGCAUGUUUGCUAUUGUGUUGGCCUGUUUCUAGAGAGAGCUGCUUCGUACACCCAGGACUUUCUUUUAGUAUUAUUUUCCAAGCCAGUGGGAUUUAUGCUUUUCACCUGGACAGGGUUUAAUCACCACGAUAAAUUUAAAUUCUCAUUUGGGAGACAACUUCCCCCCUUCCAUUGCAUUUGGAUCCACUUAGUGCUUUGUGGGAACCACAAGCAUAUAUUGUGUGGAUUGCAAACCUAUGUGCAUUGCAGACAUGGAUCUGCUAGUACAACAUAGACAGAUGGUGGGUGCUUGUGUGCGUGUGUGCGUGUACAUGUAUGUAUGUGGAGAAUGGGGGUAGCCAGCUUGGCUUCCAUUGAGCAUUCUAGAGCUUACGCAAAACUGAGCUUCCUGUAGAGCCAUUGAGGCUUGAAAUGCUACUGCAUAUCCUUUAAAAAUAUACAAACUAAUAAUUGAUUUUUAAGCGAGCUAACCUCCCAGUAAGCCCAGCCACAUGCUUGCAGUGGUGCCAUAACGGAGAACACUGACGUAGUCCAGCUGUGAUAAUACAUGCGCCUUGCUGUGUUGAAAACUCUACCUUCCUUCUUGCCCAGUCUUACUUUUUCUAUAUGCCUCUGUCUACACACACACACACACACACACACACACACACACACACACACACACACCCCGCACAGACCUUCUUUCUUUCGCUGUUGCUCUUCCUCUGCAGAGAGAAUAAUCAAUCAUCACUGAGGGAGACUUGAACAUGUCACUACCAGAAGGGGGUGACCUUCUCUGUCAAUGCCCUACGGGAAAUAUUAUCUUAGGGAGUGUGGUUUUCUAUCCUUUUUCCUCCCUGCUCUUUCUCCUGCUAAGAGUUAUUUUGCAUCUUGUUGAUCUGUGCCCGAGCUUUGGUUUCUGGAAGCCCAGCACCCACCCACCCCGGUUGAGAUCUCCACCUCCUCAUUUCUUUGUCAUUGCCUUUGGAACCCUUUCCCUUCUGUCUGCAUCAUAGUUGUGUGUCUGGUACUGGGCUUGGUUUCCCAGUUAUGCAUGUCUAGUAACCUGUAAAUACAUUUCUCAAAUCAAAGAAGCCAAUUUGGCUCAUUCCACUGUUUGAAGCAGCAUCCCAGAAUUAAUGCAGAGGAAGAGAAUUACCAGUCCUUUGGCAGAACUGGAAAAGAUCCAUGUAAAGGUGUGUUUUGGCUGUGUUAAGAAGCCCCAUCAUGUAUGAUUGCUUUUCCUCCCUUCAGCUGCAUCAGCUCUGUGGUUGAAGACAGACAGUUGUCCCCACCCCCAGAGUGUUGGUCCAUGACAGACAGGCACACAGGGUGACCUGUGGUGUUCACCCUCAGCCCAUGAAUCAUUCUGUUCACAAGUUUUGUGCCUGAUUACUGUCAGGAUCUGGUCAAAGCUGCUCAAAAACCUGGGACAAAAGGAAUGUGCGAGAGCAGUGGCAGUGAUGCCCCUACCAGCCCACUUUCAACUAUUUCCUAUCUCUCGUGCAAGGCUGGUGUUGUAGGUUUUUGAAAUGAGACAAAAGCCAGUUUGAGGAGAAGUCAGGAGGACACACAAAAGGGUCUGUUUGUCAUAGGUAGCAAAACUUCUCUCAAACAAAUUCCAUGUCUCUUAAAAACUACUGUCCAGUUGUAAUUUUAAAAGGUCGGCGGUGGGGGGGGGAGAGGGGAGGUUUGAAACAAAUGUUGCGCUAUUUUUUAUCACUCUCUAGCACAUUCUCUAACUUCUACAGUUGCCAAAGUGGACAAGAUUCCAUCCAAAGCAUCAUGGGAGAAACUCGUCACUCUUUGGAUACAAAAUUAUUGAUGUCCUUUUUCUACUAGAGUUGCCAACUACUUUCCUAAUGGGGCCAGAGAAAUUGCACAGGGAAAUAUUUCACUAUUGCUACUGCUUCAUGCCUAGAAAAAUGUAUGUUGGAUCUGUUGCAUUUCUCCCUAUUGCUGUGCAGCUGUCCAAAGAUAAAAGAGUACUCCUAACUUCUUUUGCUAGGGACUUGUAGAGUCAUGAGAGAGACCAAAGGGUCUCUAAGCAUUUGCAGAGUAUAGCCAGCCCGCCCACCCCCACCCCGCCCUGGCCAUCACAAGCAGGUCUUCCUCAUAUGUGAGAUGGUGGGUAGGUUUUUCAAGUCAGAUUUGGGAGCGGUCUUGAGUUCUAGGGUCUUCCCUUUCUAGAAAGAAACCACUGCACAGGGGCUUCAAUGAGGAAAGGAGUCAGCAAUCCUGGUCUCUACUCGAACUUAAUUAAGACAGAAUCAAUUAACACCGCUUUUGAAAGCCUUGCUCUCUUUCUCCAUGCCAACAAGUUUGUCUUGACUUGUAAAUAAGGAAGCAACACAUUACAUACACACUCAGCCCCUUCCUUUUCACAGCUUUGCUUUCCACAGUGCACUCACCCUUCAGUGUUGUGUUGUUUUCAGUAAGAGCAGGAACCAUCUAACCAGCCUGGGAACUCAACACCAGAUAGAACUUUAGGGGGAAAAGACUCUCUCUUUUCCCAAGGGAACAGGAUAGGAUAUCAUCACCAUGCCAAGCAACAGUUCCAUCACUGGAGCUCCACAUAGCAAGCAGCUCUGACAGUUUAACCAGCAUAUGUCUUCUUUUGUGCUGGCGAAAAGGGAGAAGAAGCAGGAGAGGAAGCAUUUUAUCUUACUAUUAGGAUCAGUGCAAUGGCAAAAUUGGUUGGCUGGAACAUCAGACUGCAUUGCCAUAAAGCCUUUUAAAAAUAUAUAUUAAACUCAGUCUUAAUGUUAGGUAGCAGAUGAUUUUUGAGUUUGCCUCCUUUUUAAACAAGCAUCGUGCAAAGAUGGAACAGUGGGCAGAUUGUCUUUUGCCUAGCUAACUGGCCCGAGUAGCCACCCUAAUGACGGGUGGUACUCUUCUUUGCUUGACUACCUUAUGCAUUUUUAGGGGUACCCUGAAAGAAGAACAUGUAUAGGCGCACACUUAGAAGUGUGAAUGAAGAAUAUAUUUGCAACACAUCUCAUACAGGUGAACUUAUCUGGGAACUGUGAUUGGCUGCAGCUUCCUGUUGGGCACAACUUUAGUAGCAGAUUUGGGUUGGCCUCUGCUUAAUUUGUGAAAUGGCCUAAAGAGCUAGGAAGCUGCUUGCUCAGGCCACAGAUGGGCAAGAAAUGGCCUUGCACUGGAAUAUCCUGGCUAAUGAGCAUGGCAUAAAUGGAUAUAUGUGGAGAGACUACCCUUAGAGGGGUAUAGAGUACAGAGCACUUGUACCAGUUAUGGUUUUCCAUAAGCAAGGAUUUCCUUACCUUUACCUGCAUCCAUUCUGGGGGAACAUUGGAGAAGAAGGGAGUGGAACUUCCUUCCUCUCCAGAGUGUACCCAGAAAGGGAUCAAUGGCCUCUAUGAAGGGGGGGAAAGGUAACUGCUGCUAGUGUCAGCAGUGAGGUUCUAAAACUACAGCUGAUCAUCUUGAAAACUAUUUCCUCCAAAGGUCCUUCUCCCAUAUUCAGAAAUGACUUUUCAUUUUUAAGCAUAGGGCAUAGACUGCAAUUCUUGAACCUCCUUCUCUAAAGUUGACCUUCAGUCUGGAUCAGAUGGCUACCUGGAUGCUUUUGCCCUCUUUAGUGCAACUAUUCCAGAACAUGCGGUUUAAGGACUGCAACCUAAAAUUACAGAUCUAAGCAGAUUUCAAGUAGAAAUUAAAUGCAUGAGAACGUACAUAUCUAGCACUAGUUGUGUGCCAUACCGAGUGGACCAGGAUGAGGGUGGGGUGCACAUCCCAAUCUGUAUCAAAAGAUGCACCCAGUCAAUUCAGCCAGGUUCAGAUGUGCACUGAAAGACAGGUGCAGUGCAAAUCUAGAUCUGCAUCCUCAUUGGCUACAGGGUGUAAACCAGCUUCUCAUGUAGGUCUUCCUUACAGGAUGGGGGCAACUGUGUUUGGGACUGGGGUGUUCACAAAUGAGCGGCUUCUGAAAUCUGUGCUACGCCCAAACACACCUCUUCUCUGCUUUUGCAUUGAAACCUUAAAAUAGAUCAUUUCUACACUCCUUGUCACAAGCCUCCAAAUCUGUCCUCUCGUAAUGAAACAAAAGUAGAUCUGUAUAUUCUGGUCUAUUUAUUAACCCUUUCUCUCUCCUCUUGACUGGAUCUCAGCUCAGUGUUGAUGGAAAGACUGUGUAUAUUAAAACCACCAGUAGAUAAGUAUUUUAAAGGUGUUUGAAAUAAGUUUGAUUUUUAAAAAAAGAAACCACAAAAUUAUAUGCUUAAUAAACCAGAACUGAGAGAGACGCAAACUUGCCUAUAGCCUGAAAACAUAUUUAAAAAGUCUUAUGUGCAAUAAUAACUUUUGAACUUUAGAGUUAAAAUUCGUGUUCAAGUGCUUCGAUUUCAGUUUGUAUAUUUAAGUGCUGCAAUUGUAUUUCAGUAAUUCUAGAUGUUUAAAACAAAACCAAGUGUUAGAAUGUAUGUGUGCAUAUGAUGGGCUCUAGAACCCCGAGGGGACAAUCCCACCAAAGCUAAGCCCUUGGGAGUCCCAUGACCCCCUCUCUUCUAUCUGCCCCCUUGAAACCAUCAUGGGGUGUUCAAGAGCUCCUCUUUGGUUGGAUCUUGCCUCCGGCUUUUCUGGCCCUAGAGCCCCUCUCCCCUUUCUCUCAGCUGUGACACUCCUGUACUACUUCCCUAUGACUCCCUGGGGAACCCGUUUCACAUUGUCAGUCUCAGCCUAAUACUUACUUAUUUACUUACUUAACCUAAGGAACCAGGACACACAUACACCAUUCCCAGAAAUGAAAUACAACAUUAUUUUUUAAAAAAGGAAUAAAAAAUUUAUAAACAC
Hemicordylus capensis (graceful crag lizard) is the source of this 7367-nucleotide messenger RNA. RefSeq names its product SPARC (osteonectin), cwcv and kazal like domains proteoglycan 2 (gene SPOCK2). Gene Ontology annotation, molecular function: protein binding; calcium ion binding. The record is from RefSeq and is a predicted model, not a curated record. Bases 151 to 1404 code for a protein of 417 amino acids. Lineage: Eukaryota; Metazoa; Chordata; Lepidosauria; Squamata; Cordylidae. The transcript is spliced from 10 exons.